AUGGCAUCCGCCGAGACAGACCCUGACGCUGCCAACGAGCAGCAACAACGGCUCCCCGCCAACGCCGAAGACCGCAAAGCCGCCGCUGCCCUCUCGUCGCUCAACGCCAACGAGAUCUCGCAGUCCGGGACCGACGAAGACAAUGCCGGCUCCAAGAUCUCCUCCGCAGACGCGCAGGAAGCGCUCGGCAAAGCCAUGAGUCGCCUGGACAUCUCCGCUGGCGGCUCCGGUGGUGCCAGUGGUGGUGGCACCAGCAGCAGCAAGGCCGGCGGCGGCGCUGGUGGUGCGGGGAAGACGACGGACGCGGAGAAGAAAGACGAGGCUGUAAAGAAGAAGGCUGUCAAGGUGGCUGCGGAGGAUGUGACGUUGCUGGUCGAAGAGCUCGAUCUCACCAAGAACAAGGCCACGGAGCUGCUCAAGGCCCAUGACGGAGAUGCCACGAAAGCGAUCAAGGCGUUUAUCGCCCCUUCUACCUCCACCACUACUGCUGCCGCAUAA
Messenger RNA from Rasamsonia emersonii CBS 393.64, 498 nucleotides. RefSeq lists its product as uncharacterized. The coding region runs from base 1 to 498 and encodes 165 amino acids. The record is from RefSeq and is a predicted model, not a curated record. The transcript is spliced from 2 exons. Lineage: Eukaryota; Fungi; Ascomycota; Eurotiomycetes; Eurotiales; Trichocomaceae. Gene Ontology annotation, biological process: negative regulation of apoptotic process; protein stabilization.